UUGCACACCCCUCACUUGCUCUUUUCUCUCUCUCUCUCUCUGAGCUUCAGAUAAUCGGAGCCCAUAUCCUGCUGUAGCCUUCCAUCUGUGCAGAGCUGCAGAUGCAAGUGCAACUCCUGUUGUUUGGCCUGCUCUGUGUUCUUGGUCGUCGUCGUCUUCAUCAAGUACAACCACAUGGUCCAGCCACAGUGCAGUAACUCUGCAGCAGUCAUUUGACCGGUUACAUCUGCUGUGUGUUAGAUUGUUCAGCAGUAUACAUGGCCAUGGAUUCCUGAUGGGAGUGGCAUGGGAGUGAGUGCUUGAAACAGGCUCAAAAACCUUUCCUUUGCUGCACAUUGCAAGUUUGUAGCUGGGUUUCUCGAGGAGCUCUUGAUUUGGUGUGAUUUGAUGUGUGUGUAUUUAGCAUCUGGAUGAUCUGUUUUAUGAUCUGAGUUGUGAUAGGUCCCAGUGUUGUUGUGUUCUUGUGGAUUCAUAGAUUUGCUGCAUUUCUUGAUGGGUCGUUGUUGAUUGGAUUUGUGGGUGGAGAAGAUGAGCGUUCCGCAUCUGUUCAGGUGCCCGAUCAGCCUGGACAUCUUCACGGACCCGGUGACGCUGUGCACGGGGCAGACGUACGACCGGCCGUGCAUCGAGCGGUGGCUCGCCGCCGGCCACCGCACCUGCCCCGUCACAAUGCAGCCACUCGGCGACGCCACCGUGCUCGUGCCGAACCGCACGCUGCGGCACCUCAUCGAGCGCUGGCUGUCCACCGACCAACAGCACCACAACCAGCAGCAGCAGCAGCUCCCCGAGCAGCCGGCGGCGGUAGCGUCGACGGGCGCCGAGGCCGACGCGGAGGAGCCGUCGCUCGCGGCGCUCAAGCGUCGGCUGGAGCAGCCGGGCGCCGGCAAGGGGAAGGUCGGCGCGCUCAGGAAGGUGAUGACGCUGGCGUCCGAGUCGGACGUCGGCCGCGCGUGCAUGCUCCAGCUGGGCUUCCUGCCCGUGCUGCUGCAGCUCGCCUUCCACGCGCCGCCGUCCUCGGAGUGCCGCGGCGAGGUGGAGGAGCUCGCGCUGCAAUGCGCGCUCAGCCUCAUGCCGUCGAGCGCCGCCUCGCCGCAGCUCGGCUGCCUCAACGCGCUGAAGAGCGAGGCCAGCCUGGCGUCGUUCGUCCGGCUGAUGGAGCGCGGCCGCGGCCGGACUCGGGCGGGGCUGUGCCGCCUCCUGGAGACCAUCGCCACGGCCUCCGCGACGAGGGAGCUGGCGCUCGUCGUGGCCGCGUCGCCGCGGGUGUGGCAGGCGCUCGUUCCGCUCCUGCAGCACGACGGAGCGCCGCCGCCGCCGCCCGACGCGUCGGAGGCCGCCGUGCGCGCCGUCGCGGCGAUCUGCGCGUCGGAGCCGGCGCGGGGCAGCGCCAUCCACCACGGCGCGGUCGGGGCGCUCUUCAGGCACCUCUCCUGGGCGUCCUCGGGCAAGUGCGCCGCGGGCGAGGCCGCCGUGCCGAGCGCGCUGGCGGCGGUGGAGGCGCUGUCGGCGUCGGAGGCCGGGCGCAGGGCGGUGGCGCGCGCCCCCGGCGCGAUGCAGGCGCUGGUGAAGCACGUCUUCAUGAUGAACUCGAGCAACGACGGCAGCGAACACGCGGUGGCGGCGCUGCUGGCCGUGUGCAGGGAGUCGCGGGCGGCGCGGAGCGAGGCGGCCGGCGCCGGGGUGGUGACGCAGCUGCUGAUGCUUCUCCAGAGCCAGUGCAGCGCCAGGGCGAAGGCCAAGGCCAGGUCGCUGCUGAAGCUGCUCAAAUCCAUGUGAACGACGACGGAUCUUCUUCCAGUGUCGUUGUGGAACGCCCGCCAUUGCCGGAGUUUAAGGUGGUAGGUGUUCUUGAAAGCUGUAAGUUUUGCGUCAAGAAUGUCUACACGAUGGCAUGUAGGCUGAUCGACUCCAGCAAUUUCGUGGUUCGGAUAGACCAAAAAAAAGUCUUUUUUUCUGCCUGACUCUCCAAAUGCAACUUGAUAUUUAGCAAGAUGAACAAGACUAAA
Oryza brachyantha (malo sina) is the source of this 2006-nucleotide messenger RNA. RefSeq names its product U-box domain-containing protein 26-like. Gene Ontology annotation, biological process: protein ubiquitination. The transcript has a single exon. Gene Ontology annotation, molecular function: ubiquitin protein ligase activity. The coding region runs from base 529 to 1776 and encodes 415 amino acids. NCBI's taxonomy places the organism in Eukaryota, Viridiplantae, Streptophyta, Magnoliopsida, Poales, Poaceae. The record is from RefSeq and is a predicted model, not a curated record.